AUGCAGCCUCCACAGAAGUCUCACACCUGCCUGCUCCUCCUGGUCGUCCUUCUGGGCGCAAUCCCAUCCCGGACAGCACCGCGCCAGGCGACCACCUAUGUGUGGCCACUGGCCGCCUGGAAGGACCUGGCCGGCGGCUUCGACUUUCCGCAGCAGGAUCAGGAUCAGGAUCAGGGAGUCCCCUCGGAGAUACCCGAACCACGGACCCUCUAUGUCAACCUGGAGGCACCACCAGAGGACAGACAGCAGGAGGAACUGCAGCAGGUGCUCCUGCUGACCAGCGGCCUGACUCCCGCCCAGCUUGUCCAGCGCAGGGAAGGGGUGGCGAACGAGGGACGGUUCCUGAACCGCGGCACCACCGUGUUCGUGUUCACCAGCCCGGCAUCCGGUGGUGUGAACAACACCAACACCAACAACAUUGUGACCAAUGCCACAGCUGUCCCGGCAGCGACGACCACGACCACGGGCACCCGAACCUCGGAGUUCAUCCGUGCGCCCAUCGGCUAUCCCAUGCAGUACUUCCGGAAGCGCCAAGACGACGGCCCACCAUCGGCACUGUCCUAUCCGGAGCUAUUCGGCUGGGACGAGGCAUCCCUCUACGGCGGGGAACUGGGCCACUAUGGCGGCUUUGGAGUGCCCGGACUAAACGGAAUACCCGGGAUACCCGGAGUGCCCCUGGUGCCCAUCACCAUUGGCAACGAGGUGCGGUAUGUGCCCAUGCAGCUGCGGAUGUACCGCCACCUGGCCGCUGGUGGUCCUGUGCCGGCCAUCAGGGAGCAGGGCGAUCGGCUGGAGGAGCAGGAGGAGGAGGAGCAGGCACCCGAACUGGAAGUGGGGGGCCAUGGUCCGGAUGUGGGCCACCAGCUCGGCGGAGGCGGGGCGACGGGCUACGGAAUCCUCGGCCAGCGACUGAGACCACGACCAGUGGUCAGGAGACGCCCCCUGCAGUCCCUCGCCCAGAACAUCCAGAACAUCCGCCGGGUGCAGUACCUCAGGAAGUGA
Molecule: messenger RNA, 1002 nt
Organism: Drosophila rhopaloa
Lineage: Eukaryota; Metazoa; Arthropoda; Insecta; Diptera; Drosophilidae
Exons: 2
Coding region: 1-1002 (333 amino acids)
Source: RefSeq, a predicted model, not a curated record